UCCUCCUCCUCCUGCACAUCCACUGCGGGUAUUAUUUGGCCCAAGCCGCCGCGACCGCUUCCCCGUCUCCGUCCUUGGCGCUGAACUCCCAGGGCGCCUCGAGAGCAGAAUGGCGGUCGCCACUGCGUCCCGGUACGAGGUGCCCACCGACACCCCGGACGCGCUGCCGCCCUCGUUCUGGCCCACGCACGCCUCGAGGCUCGGCGCGGGGGCCCCGGCGGACCUCCGCAACCCAGGCUACGGGGAGCCAAAGGACGGCAGGCCGUCGUCAUUCUACCACUACCCAGACGCGGUGUUCUCCGACGCCAUCUCGACCACUACCCGGGAGUGGCUGAGGGCAUGCUGGACGGACGUGGACAGGGUUAGGGAGAUGAUGCUCCAGUCUGGCGAGGUGCUGCCCUUUCCUGCUGUACUGUUCCAAGGACCGACGAGGACUCAACACCACAGCUUGGUUGGGAAAACAACGUCGUGCGAGGUGAGAGACGUCCACCAAGGCAACGCCAACGGCUUCACAGGACUGCACAUGGCCGCCCUGAAGCACAAGGUGGACAUCGCCGCCCUCCUGCUCGAGAAGGGGCACGACGUAAACAUCGAGGAAUGCAAUGGCCUCACUCCUCUGGACUACUGCAUCGACAGUGCGCUAACAGACGGCAUGUUCACUGACAAGCACGGCAGUCAGAGUUACGUCGCCAUGGUGGAGCUCCUCGAGUCGAGGGGCGCAGUGAGGCGGCAGGAGCGAGCUUGGCUGACGGCCGCGAACCAGGAGAGGUUCGCCCCAAAUCUUCCAUAGGAGCAUAAGGCAUGUAGAGUUCCGAAUAAGAGCUGCCCAUCACCUGGGAUGGUUGAGCUACGGGCCGCGUGGCAUUCUCCACUCGCUCGGUCUUGGCUCCACCCCUUCACGUACAGCACUCCCGCAUGCCCCUCUGCGUUACACAGGCCGUGUGCACGUGCUGUUCGCUGGAUGGGUAUGAUCUCCUCCUCCCCGGGGGACGCACGUGAUGAGCUCGGGUCAGGGACGGAACCGAGCGGUCGGAAGACGCUCUGAAUCAGACGCCAAUGCGCAGGGGCCCGAGGCCCAGGUUGCUGCCAGUCCGCCCCGG
Molecule: messenger RNA, 1100 nt
Organism: Prorocentrum cordatum
Lineage: Eukaryota; Dinophyceae; Prorocentrales; Prorocentraceae
Source: the annotation of a GenBank genome assembly